AUGUUACUCACCCUUCUUAUUGUUCUAAUUACAAGCCAAUUGUCUACAAAAGUCCACGGUGAUGGAAAUCAGUUCGUGCAGAGCACUACGAAUCUCGAACAAAUCAAUUCGACCUAUUCUGGUUCAUUACAAAAUACAAGCACAAGAUUUCUUCGCUAUGGUGGAUCGUCAAAUAAUUACUUGUAUGACGCGAUUGAAAUAAUUCCAUUCACAAGUGGUAAUUACACUAUUACAAGUAGCAGUAACUUGGAUACGUAUGGCUAUCUAUACAAUAACAGCUUUAGUCUCAGUGACUUAUCAAUGGGCUUACUUGGACAAAAUGAUGAUGGAGCUGGUAGUUACCAAUUUCAAAUUAUAGCGAAUCUUCAAGCAAAUGUCCGCUACAUUCUCAUAGUUACAACGUAUUCCGUAAACGAAGUAGGCAACUAUUCCAUAACUGCAAGUGGUCCUGGCAGAGUUAGUUUAGCCAAAUCUAUGAUUACGACAACUACCACGACAUCGACAUCGACGACGACGACACUAGGAGUCCUGAACUCGACCUAUUCCGGCUCAUUACAAAAUACAAGCACAAGAUUUCUUCGCUAUGGUGGAUCGUCAAAUAAUUACUUGUAUGACGCGAUUGAAAUAAUUCCACUCACAAGUGGUAAUUACACUAUUACAAGUAGCAGUAACUUGGAUACGUAUGGCUAUCUAUACAAUAACAGCUUUAGUCUCAGUGACUUAUCAAUGGGCUUACUUGGACAAAAUGAUGAUGGAGCUGGUAGUUACCAAUUUCAAAUUAUAGCGAAUCUUCAAGCAAAUGUCCGCUACAUUCUCAUAGUUACAACGUAUUCCAUAAAUGCAGUAGGCAACUAUUCCAUAACUGCAAGUGGUCCUGGCAGAGUUAGUUUAGCGAAAUCUUUGAUUACGACAACUACCACGACAUCGACAUCGACGACGACACGGACCUCAACCACUACUACUACCACGGCAUCGACGACGACACGGACGUCAACCACGACCUCCACAUCCGCAACGACACCGACCGCAACAACCACACCAGGAGUCCUCAAUUCGACCUAUUCUGGCUCAUUACAAAAUACAAGCUCAAGGUUGAACCGUUAUGGUGGAUCGUCAAGUGAUUAUUUUUAUGACGCUAUCGAAAUAAUUCCAUCCACAAGUGGUAACUACACUAUUACUAGUAAAAGUGACGGCAACUUCGAUACGUAUGGUUAUCUGUACAAUAACAGCUUUAGUCUCGGUGCAUUGUCAGUGGGUUUACUCGCACAAGAUGAUGAUAGUGGUGGUAAUCGACAAUUUCAAAUUGUAGCGUAUCUGCAAGCAAAUGUCCGCUACAUUCUAAUAGUUACCACGUAUUCGAUAAAUGUAGUGGGCAACUAUUCCAUAACUGCAAGUGGUCCUGGCAGAGUUAGUUUAGCGAAAUCUUUGAUUUCGACAACUACCACGACAGCGACAUCAACGACGGCACGGACCUCAACAACGACAUCGACGUCGGCGCUAGGAGUCCUUAACACAACCUAUUCUGGUUCACUACAGAAUACAAGCUCAAGGUUCAACCGUUAUAGUGGAUCGUCAAGUGAUUAUUUUUAUGACGCUAUCGAAAUAAUUCCAUCCACAAGUGGUGAUUACACUAUUACUAGUAAAAGUGACGGCAACUUCGAUACGUAUGGUUAUCUGUACAAUAACAGCUUUAGUCUCGGUGCAUUGUCAGUGGGUUUACUCGCACAAGAUGAUGAUAGUGGUGGUAAUCGACAAUUUCAAAUUGUAGCGUAUCUGCAAGCAAAUGUCCGCUACAUUCUAAUAGUCACCACGUAUUCGAUAAAUGUAGUGGGCAACUAUUCCAUAACUGCAAGUGGUCCUGGCAGAGUUAGUUUAGCGAAAUCUAUGAUUUCGACAACUACCACGACAUCGACAUCAACGACGACACCGACCUCAACAACGACAUCGACGUCGGCGCUAGGAGUCCUUAAUACAACCUAUUCUGGUUCACUACAGAAUACAAGCUCAAGGUUCAACCGUUAUAGUGGAUCGUCAAGUGAUUAUUUUUAUGACGCUAUCGAAAUAAUUCCAUCCACAAGUGGUAACUACACUAUUACUAGUAAAAGUGACGGCAACUUCGAUACGUAUGGUUAUCUGUACAAUAACAGCUUUAGUCUCGGUGCAUUGUCAGUGGGUUUACUCGCACAAGAUGAUGAUAGUGGUGGUAAUCGACAAUUUCAAAUUGUAGCGUAUCUGCAAGCAAAUGUCCGCUACAUUCUAAUAGUCACCACGUAUUCGAUAAAUGUAGUGGGCAACUAUUCCAUAACUGCAAGUGGUCCUGGCAGAGUUAGUUUAGCGAAAUCUAUGAUUUCGACAACUACCACGACAUCGACAUCAACGACGACACCGACCUCAACAACGACAUCGACAUCAACGACGGCGCGGACCUCAACAACGACAUCGACAUCAACGACGGCGCGGACCUCAACAACGACAUCGACAUCAACGACGGCGCGGACCUCAACAACGACAUCGACAUCAACGACGGCGCGGACCUCAACGACGACAUCGGCAUCAACCACCUCGACUUCCAGCACCACUCGCAGCACGUCAAGUACUACACCUCCAGCAGUUAGCGGUUUUCUGCCUUGCAGUCUUAUUUAUUCAGCUAGUACAAAUGGAGUACUGUGUCCCAGUAGUUAUUCAUGGACGACAUGGUUCAAUGUGGGCAAACCGAGCAACGCAACAACUGGAGAUACUGAAGAUAUGAGUCUCAUUCUCGCUCAAUAUCCGAAUUCUAUGUGUGGUGUUCCUUAUGCUGUUCAUGCAGAAGGAAUCAACCCCACAGAUACUACCUGCACUGGAAAUUUGGUUCAGAGUCGACCAAAUAGUACACUCUAUCUUCUUUCAUUUCAAGCAAUACAACCAGUAGGCGUCGAUUUUCGUAUUCGAUAUUGUUGCCCAGUUGGAUCAUUCGUUGCUCCACCAACCACUACGCCAUCACCUUUAGAAAAUAAUUCUUGCGGCAAACAAGAAAUUGCUCCACGCGGAAAAUCGAUUAGUCGGAUCUAUGGUGGAACUGAUGCCAUUCAAAAUUCAUGGCCUUGGAUGGUAUUCUAUAGAGGAGCAUCGUGUAAUGUGCCUCCGUGUGCGAGUAAUGUGUGUGGUGGAACUAUAAUCAGUAAAGAUUAUGUUCUCACAGCGGCUCAUUGCAUUAGAACGACAGAUGCAUCGCUUAUUAGUGUGACUGCAGGUAUGCAUAAUUAUUCGUCGAGCACAGAAUCAAAUACACGCCAAACACGUUUUGCUCAAGCAAUAUAUGUUCAUCCACAAUAUAAUACAACUGGAUAUAUUAAUGAUAUUGCCGUAAUACGUGUGUCUCCACCAUUUACAUUUAAUACAUAUGUUCAACCAGCAUGUUUGCCUGGUCCUGAACCUCAACCGAAUGAUGAAGUUAUUAUUGCCGGAUGGGGUGCGCUUACUUUUGGUGGUCCAGUUAAUAAGGUACUGAAACAAGCUUAUACUAAAGUAGUCGAUUUAUGCGAAGCACGGUGGGCUAAUAUGGAUAGUUCUCAGCAAAUAUGUGUAGCUGAUUCAGUCGAUGGCAAUUCCGCAUGCCAAGGGGAUAGUGGUGGACCGAUUCUCUCUCAAUACCAAGGACAAUAUGUGGUCUCAGGUGUAACUAGCUAUGGAUCCGACUGUAUAACGUCAGGCACCAAUAACAAACCUAAUGUUUUUACUCGAGUUAGUUUUUAUAAAAGUUGGAUCAAGAGUAUUAUUGGAUGA
This is a messenger RNA of Adineta ricciae, 3765 nucleotides long. NCBI's taxonomy places the organism in Eukaryota, Metazoa, Rotifera, Eurotatoria, Adinetida, Adinetidae. The record is from the annotation of a GenBank genome assembly.